AUGGAUACUGCACCGAAGAACUCGUCGUUAUUUGACGUAUUUCUACGACUCCGACCCGCACCCUCCAAAGCGAAUGAGCGAUUUCUGGACGUUGAGCCGACAGAAGCGGACUGCAAGCCGACGCACAUCACCAUCAAGCCGCCUUCGAACGACCAUCGGAAGAGGGCAGUGGAAAAGUUUGCGUUCACGAGAGUGUUUGAAGAAUAUGCUCAACAACUCGACAUAUUUGAGGGCAUAAAAGCUCGCCACCUGAUCGAAGGGGUUGUCGGCGUGGAUGGACAACCUGGACGGGAUGGACUGCUCGCUACGCUCGGAACUGGGCAGAGUCACACAAUAUUGGGAUCGAAAUCCCAGCGAGGCCUCACCCAGCUCUCUUUAGAGGUCUUAUUCCGAAGCCUCUCCUCCCAUCUCGUACACCCACACAGCGCUUCCGCAGUGUUCCCAUCAUUAUGCGCCUCGGACAUCUCUGAUGCCCAGCUUCUCCCUGCGAACGUGUUCCUUGAGAACUUGUUCGGCGAUGGCCAGUCUGAGCGGGGACGAGUUUCCAGAGCGCAGACGCCGUUACCGGAACGCUUCAAACGCGGCUUUGUGCAAAGCGGUCAACUUCACACUCGCUUGCAAUCUGCCAUUGAUCCCCCAACGACAAUCCGGCCCGUAUGCGUCGCUACCAACACCAUUCCUACUUCACAAGUCACAAAAAGUGCACAUCAGCUAAACAAUUCGCCUUCAAAGGAUUCGACCUCGUUCCUUAGCCUCCCGCCCACACAAUCCCGCCGAAUCCAAAUCCCGCGCCUUUCGACCCUACCACAAUCGCCUGCCCUCCCCGAAAAUGCCGGCGUUCCUGCCGACGGCAACGCCGAAUACUCGAUCAUCAUCUCCAUGUACGAAGUCUACAACGACCGGAUCUUCGACCUGCUAUCCGGCAGCGCCGUGAAUGGGCCUCCUGCGUCGUUGUCGUACAAGACGGGAGGUACCCUGAAAGAGCGACGCCGGGCGUUAUUAUUCAAACCGACGGAGAUGUCGCCGGAUCGGAAAGUUGUGGCGGGGUUGCGUAAACUGGUGUGUAGCACCCUUGAUGAAGCGCUGAUGGUUCUCGAAACAGGUCUCUUAGAACGCAAGGUCGCUGGUACGGGGAGCAAUGCGGCGAGUUCGCGGAGCCACGGAUUCUUUUGCGUGGAGGUGAAGAAGAGAGAUCGGAUCGCAAAGGGGCGGUGGGAAGGAAGCACGAUGACGAUCGUCGAUUUGGCUGGAUCCGAGCGCGCUCGUCAAGCGAAGACCGCUGGCGCCACACUUGCAGAGGCUGGAAAAAUCAAUGAGAGCUUGAUGUAUCUCGGACAAUGCAUGCAGCUCCAAAGCGACAACCAAGAUGGAAGCAAGAAUAUCGUUCCUUUCCGACAAUGCAAGCUGACCGAGCUGCUUUUCUCGAACUCUUUCCCAUCCGCUCAACACCAAAUGAGCCAAUCACGUACUCCCCAGAAGUCCAUCAUGAUCGUCACAGCAGAUCCAAUGGGCGAUUUCAACGCCACAUCUCAAAUCCUCCGCUACUCGGCCCUUGCCCGAGAAGUCACCGUGCCUCGCAUUCCUUCCCUCACGAGUCAGAUCCUCUCCGGCAACGCGAACCUCCCUAGCAGCCGUAUGGACCACAGCAACAACCAGAACCCCGCGAAUGGCAUGCUUGCCGAGGAGCUCGAAUCAUCACGCGAAGACAUCGCGCGUCUAUCCGAGCAACUCGAGGUCCUUUCCGUACAUCUCACGAAAGAGACCUCCCGGCGGCGCGCUGCUGAGGCAAGUUGGAAAGCCAUGGAAGAACGCAUGCAAUCCGUCGAACAGAACAUCCGAGACGAGAUGCUGGAAGAGAUGGAAGUGCGGGUCGAGGCGGAGCGACGGCGGUGGAAAGGCGCAUGGGAUGAGGAGGCCGAUCGGUAUGACGAGCAUAUGGAUCGGAAGUUGGAGAUCCUGGCGCAGGGAAUCAAGAUUUAUGAGGAUCCGGAACCGGGCACCGUGGACCAGGUGCAGGAGCUGGAGGAUGAAAAUGCAUCGUUGAGGAGGAAGAUACAGGACUUGGAGAGGGAAAUGGGCGCGAGGACACCAUCGAAGAAGCAGCGGGUGCUGAAGUCGAGGAAGUGGGAAGUUGAUGUGAACUUGGAGAGCCCCUGAUGUUGCAACGAUUUUGUUUGUUCUGGCACGCAUUUGGAGACUGUUUGAAUAUUAGCAUUGGCGUUAGCACGUUAUGACGUACGAGAAGGAGUACAUACCUGAGGAAUAGAUUUCGGUAUCUUGACUAAAAUGCCUGUCAAAGAUGCUCUCCUUGCUGAAGCUAGUCCAUAGGGUCGUACGGAGACCGAAUCAUACCUCUGGGUGU
Eremomyces bilateralis CBS 781.70 is the source of this 2362-nucleotide messenger RNA. RefSeq names its product P-loop containing nucleoside triphosphate hydrolase protein. Gene Ontology annotation, biological process: microtubule-based movement. The coding region runs from base 1 to 2157 and encodes 718 amino acids. The transcript has 5 exons. Gene Ontology annotation, cellular component: microtubule; nucleus; kinesin complex. The record is from RefSeq and is a predicted model, not a curated record. Gene Ontology annotation, molecular function: microtubule binding; ATP binding; ATP hydrolysis activity. NCBI's taxonomy places the organism in Eukaryota, Fungi, Ascomycota, Dothideomycetes, Eremomycetales, Eremomycetaceae.